CUCCUCACACUUUGCCACUGGGUUGUUCAGUCCCCAGGUUCCCUCAGUCCCCAGAAGGAGCCAGCAUGGACAAUCUCCUUUACAGUUUUGGAAGCAGGUUUGUUGCCAUGGAGUUCACAUUUUGACUGGAGUUGAGAAGUAUAAAGGUAACCAUUUGUUAUAGUUUCAACGAUCUGACAAAAAGAUAGGCUGUUGCUCUUCUUCUGGAAAAGCCUGAUUGGUAAGAUUCCUUUAAGGGCUCAGCCCCAAAGAGCUUUAUCCCAUCCCCUCACAGACUGAAAACUAAAGCCUGCAGAGACCUCUGAAGGAAAACCUGUCCCGGGCUCUGUCACUUCACACCCAUGGCUAACCCUGGAGGUGGUGCUGUUUGCAAUGGGAAACUUCACAAUCACAAGAAACAGAGCAAUGGCUCACAAAGCAGAAACUGCACAAAGAAUGGAAUAGUGAAGGAAGCCCAGCAAAAUGGGAAGCCACAUUUUUGUGAUAAGCUCAUUGUUGAAUCGUUUGAGGAAGCACCCCUUCAUGUUAUGGUUUUCACUUACAUGGGAUAUGGAAUUGGAACCCUGUUUGGCUAUCUCAGAGACUUUUUAAGAAACUGGGGAAUAGAAAAAUGCAACGCAGCUGUGGAACGAAAAGAACAAAAAGAUUUUGUGCCACUGUAUCAAGACUUUGAAAAUUUUUAUACAAGAAACCUUUACAUGCGAAUCAGAGACAACUGGAACCGGCCCAUCUGCAGUGCCCCAGGGCCUCUGUUUGAUGUGAUGGAGAGGGUAUCGGACGACUAUAACUGGACGUUUAGGUUUACUGGAAGAGUCAUCAAAGAUGUCAUCAACAUGGGCUCCUAUAACUUCCUUGGUCUUGCAGCCAAGUACGAUGAGUCUAUGAGGACAAUAAAGGAUGUUUUAGAGGUGUAUGGCACAGGCGUGGCCAGCACCAGGCAUGAAAUGGGCACCUUGGAUAAGCACAAGGAGUUGGAGGACCUUGUGGCUAAGUUCCUGAAUGUGGAAGCAGCUAUGGUCUUUGGGAUGGGAUUCGCAACUAACUCAAUGAAUAUCCCAGCAUUAGUUGGAAAGGGAUGCCUCAUUUUAAGUGAUGAGUUAAACCACACAUCGCUUGUGCUUGGGGCCCGACUCUCAGGUGCAACCAUAAGAAUCUUCAAACACAACAACACACAAAGCCUAGAGAAGCUCCUGAGAGACGCUGUCAUCUAUGGCCAGCCUCGAACCCGCAGAGCUUGGAAAAAGAUUCUCAUCCUGGUGGAGGGUGUCUACAGCAUGGAAGGUUCCAUCGUGCAUCUGCCCCAGAUCAUAGCUCUAAAGAAGAAAUACAAGGCUUACCUCUACAUAGAUGAAGCUCACAGCAUUGGGGCCGUGGGCCCAACCGGCCGGGGUGUCACGGAGUUCUUUGGACUAGACCCUCAUGAAGUUGAUGUGCUCAUGGGCACAUUCACCAAAAGCUUUGGAGCUUCAGGAGGUUACAUAGCUGGAAGGAAGGACCUCGUGGAUUAUUUACGGGUUCACUCGCAUAGUGCUGUUUAUGCUUCAUCCAUGAGCCCACCGAUAGCAGAGCAAAUCAUCAGAUCACUAAAACUUAUCAUGGGACUGGAUGGGACCACUCAAGGGCUGCAGAGAGUACAGCAACUUGCGAAAAACACAAGAUACUUCAGACAAAGACUGCAGGAAAUGGGAUUCAUUAUCUAUGGCAAUGAGAAUGCUUCUGUUGUUCCUCUGCUUCUUUAUAUGCCUGGUAAAGUAGCGGCUUUUGCAAGGCAUAUGCUAGAGAAAAAAAUUGGAGUGGUGGUCGUGGGAUUUCCAGCCACUCCCCUCGCAGAAGCUCGGGCUCGGUUUUGUGUUUCAGCGGCACAUACCCGGGAGAUGUUAGACACGGUUUUAGAAGCUCUUGAUGAAAUGGGUGAUCUCCUGCAACUGAAAUAUUCCCGGCACAAGAAGUCAGCACGUCCUGAGCUCUACGAUGAGACGAGCUUUGAACUCGAAGAUUAAGUUUCCUGGUCCUGAAUGACACAUAAAGACUUUGCGAGAAAGACCUCCCUCCUUGCCUCACAAGGAAUAUAAAUGGAUUUCUCCCCCUUCCUCAGGACAAUUUUGGUUCCCAGACCAGCUUGAUUGAACUGAGGGAGACGUUGUUGUUUUUAAUGUCUCCAGCUUGGACUGCAGAGACAAAAACAUGAUUCCAGAUUUAAGUCUCUCUUCUUCCAAGUAUUCUACUAGAAAUACACACACACACACACACACUUCUGAGAAUAUUUUUAAUGGCAAUAAGCCUGUGUUUUAGCUGCUACUGUGCAGACCCUUUCAGGGAUUCCAACCAAAUGCAAAUGACAGAAUUUAAAAUUUUUAUUCAGUAAGUUCACUAUGUGUUUACUUAUUCCAUCUGCAGAUGUAAGUGAGUGUGGUGGACAGUAGCCACCUUCCUUGUUCCACUCAUAAAAGCAUCAGCUAGAACUCAUCUGUAACAUGGGAAGUUCCAGGCAGGAGGGUAAAGAAAUGUUGUUUCUACCAUUUGUCACAUUUGGACGUUUUUCACAGACAAGUGUCAAAAGACAUAGUUAAUGUUUCGAGGGGGAAAGCAGAACUGAUCAACUGCGACUAGAGACGUCUUUGAAGGAAAUUUUCCUUUUCCUCUUGCUGGUCUCCUACAGUUUUACAGCUGAGCUUUUGAGGUUUGGAAAAUUCAAGAUGUUUGUUUCAUAAGAAAAGGGGCAGAAAGCAAGCACAAGACACUUUUAGGUCUAGACUAAAAUGGUAGUUACAACAAUUUGAACCUUGUUGGUGCAGUGCACGGUGAAUGCUUACCCUGCACAGCCUCUAUUACCUUAAGGAAUUAGUUGUCAUUUUCCUAUUGAAUUUUGAGUAAAUGGUGAAAUUCAGUGUCCUCUAGAAUUGACUCCCAAGAGUAUAUUUGAAGAAUGCAUUGAUUCAAGAAGGACAUUUAAAAGCAAAUUCUAACUUUUUCAAGACCAACACCCUUGUUUAGGCCUAUUAAAUUGUCCUAUCACUUGUUACAUGCCCUCUGAAUUGGGAGAAAGUGGGCUUGCACACUUUGAGGUAACUAACUGUAAUUUACUUGUGUUCUCUCUUUCUCGCUCUCUCUUCUUCUCAAUAUGAACACAAACCGCUAUGGAAAAGUAGCCUUUUGUUAAUCUGAUCUAGUUUGUAUAGAAAAAGCCCAUGGAGAACCUUAUCUUUAACAAGCUCCCAGAUGGUGCCCAGAUUUGGAAAUUCUAGAGAGCAGUGGUGACCUUUUAGCAAAGCUUCUGUAACAGUUCGAAUGAGUUGCAGAACAUUCCACUCCAUCAAAUGACACUGUAAACAAAUCACUUCAAGAGAGGCUUGGUUUUGUGUGGCACAGAUGGACCCAAGCUUUCAUGCUGUGCACUGAGAUAGAAACUCCACCAGCAGCGCCUGCGAUGGAUGGAGCAAUGUGCCCUGAUGCUCAAAGCGUAUUAAAGGAAAAAAAGUGAUCAGCAUGGAAAGUUUUUUAUGGGGAAAUUAUAACUCCAAGUGGGUGCAUUGGUUUAAAAAUGGAUCACAAUGAUAGAGUUCUUCAUGAAUGUUUACAAGUUGUAAGGAAUACCGUUAGUGAAAGAGGAAAAGAAGUGGGUUCUGAAAAUGCCGUUUCCCAUCCAAUGAUUUUGAUAACAAAAUUCCAACUUUUCUCAAUGAAACUGAUGCAGUAUUAUUUGUGCAAAUAAAAUGUGUCAUAAAUAUGCAAAGAAAGGGAGACAUACUGUUCUUAUCUUGAAUAUGUGCAUUUAAAUGAAAUUCUUGCUAGUUAAUUGUCCAAAAUGCAUAAAUGCCUUGCGUUCUAUAAAGGAAACAGGAGGUCAAAAAGACAGCAAGAUAUCUAGUCCUUCCACAAGGUAUGGAAAGCAAUAAACAUCUUCCUUCCUUUCUG
Molecule: messenger RNA, 3915 nt
Organism: Pan troglodytes (chimpanzee)
Lineage: Eukaryota; Metazoa; Chordata; Mammalia; Primates; Hominidae
Gene: SPTLC3
Product: serine palmitoyltransferase long chain base subunit 3
Exons: 12
Coding region: 342-2000 (552 amino acids)
Biological process (GO): ceramide biosynthetic process; sphingosine biosynthetic process
Cellular component (GO): serine palmitoyltransferase complex
Molecular function (GO): serine C-palmitoyltransferase activity; pyridoxal phosphate binding
Source: RefSeq, a predicted model, not a curated record